Molecule: messenger RNA, 2073 nt
Organism: Microthlaspi erraticum
Lineage: Eukaryota; Viridiplantae; Streptophyta; Magnoliopsida; Brassicales; Brassicaceae
Source: the annotation of a GenBank genome assembly
AUGGGGUUUUACCAUUAUCGGUGGGUGAUGAUGAUUCUUGUUGCCUUGGAGCUAUGCUUCUUCUACUCAUCACAAUCUCAACAUGACCUUACGUGCCAUCCACGUGACCUGGCUGCCUUGCGUGACUUCAUCAACGUCCUCGAGCCGAAGCCAGAUGGUUGGGCCUUGAAUUCUUCUGCAGACUGCUGUGAAUGGGUGGGAAUCUCAUGCAACUCUUCUUAUUCGCUUGGCUUAAACGAUCAAGACAACAACACUGCAAGAGUCACCAAGCUGGAGCUUGCGUACAGACAAUUGUCCGGUACGUUGUCUGAAUCUCUUGGUACCCUGGAUCAGAUUAGAGUUCUUAAUCUCUCCAGAAAUCCCAUCUUAGGCUCAAUCCCUCCGUCUGUUUUCAACCUGGUAAACCUAGAAACUCUAGAUCUGCGCUAUACCGAAUUAACUGGCAAAAUCCCUGAGAGCUUGAAUCUUCCUUCACUGGUAAAUCUCGAUCUUUCCUCUAAUUUGCUGGAUGGUUCGCUUCCUUCGCACGUUUGCCAAAACUCUACCAAGCUUAAGCUGAUCAGACUCGACUGGAAGGGAUUUUCCGGAGAUUUUCCAUCUGGGUUCGAGAAAUGCGCUCUGCUCGAACAGCUCUUCCUUGGACGGAACAAGCUCACUUGUAAGAUCCCGGAGGAUGUGUUUCAGCUUCAAAGGUUGAAACUUUUGGAGAUAAACGAUCUCUCUGGCUCACUCAGUCCUGCACUUGGUAACCUCUCUCGCCUUGUUCAUCUUGAUGUCUCUUGCAAUAAUUUCUCCGGUGAAAUCCCUGACGUGUUCAACAAAUUGCCGGAGAUAGAGUAUCUCAUGGCCGAGUCUAAUAGAUUCACUGGAGGUUUCCCCAAGUCGUUGGCGAAUUCACGGACUUUGAUCUUGCUUAACCUGAAAAACAACUCGCUGAGUGGUCCUUUGCAUCUGAAUUGUACUAUGAUGACUAACUUGACCUCUCUUGAUCUUGAAUCCAAUCAGUUAAAUAGCUCUUUGCCUGAGAGUCUAUCGUAUUGCAGAAAUCUGAAGUACGUUAGUCUAGCGCGAAACCACUUCGACGGGGAACUGCCAGAGAGCUACAAGAACCUCCAUAACUUGGAAUUUCUAUCGCUUUUAGAUAGCAGCCUUGUUAACAUUUCAUCGACGCUUCACACACUUCAGCACUGCAAGAACCUGACAACUCUAAUUCUCACUUCCAAUUUCGCCGAUGAAAUGUUGCCUGAUGACCCGAAUCUUCAUUUUGAGAAGCUCAAGGUAUUUGUUGUACAAAAUUCUAGGCUUACUGGUUCAAUGCCAAGCUGGUUGAGCAAAAGCACGGAUCUAGAGGUGUUGGACCUCUCAUGGAACAGUUUAACUGGAUCUAUCCCGAAUUGGAUCGGUGGUUUCGCAAAUCUUUUCUACUUGGAUUUGUCGAGGAACUCCUUCACAGGGGAAAUCCCUAAAGGCUUGACUAGGCUUCAGAGCCUCUCAAGCCGUGAUAACUCACUCCAGUGGUGUUACCCAUUCAUGUUAAGAAGGAACGAUUUUGUAAGAAAUCUUGGGUUUGACUUCAGACCAACGCUUGAUCUCAGCUACAACAAUCUCUAUGGACCCAUUUGGGAGGAGUUUGGGAAUUUGAAGAAGCUCCUUGUAUUUUCUCUGUGUGGCAACAGAUUAUCGGGAUCAAUCCCUAGCACGAUUUCGGAAAUGACAAGUUUAUGGGCUCUUGAUCUGUCAUACAACCGUAUUUCUGGUUCCAUCCCGGAAUCUCUGGAGAAACUAACAUCCUUAUCCAAGUUCGUUGUUGCUAACAAUAACCUCUCGGGCAGGAUUCCUUCUGGUGGUCGGUUUAUACUCUUUUCAAGGUUGGACUUCGAGGGAAACCAUUUCUGCGGUGGUGAUUACUUUCCUCAAUGUGAACUAGAUACACCACAUGAAGCAGAACAAUCAAGAACCAGUGACAGUGACUUUGUCUUGGAUUUUUCAUAUGGAGUGGCUCUUGGGUAUAGUUUGGCUUUGGUUAUUGCUGCUUAUCUCACCUGCUCAGCUUUUGAGCUUCCCGCUAAAUGA